AUGUGGUGGGAGAUUCUUCCGUCUGCUGGAAUUGUUUUUACGGCUCUACUUGUGCCACACUUGAGCUAUAUUGCAUUGAAUAAGAUCUUCCAUAAUGGAAAGAACGUUGCCAGGAACCCAUAUGCACCAGAGUUCUUUAACAGUGACAAAGUAGUGUACAUCAGAGAUGAAAGAAUCACAGGCAGUCGCUACAUACCCCAGGGUCUUGAAGCAAUUCCAGAUGAGCCCUGCCACUAA
Molecule: messenger RNA, 237 nt
Organism: Candidula unifasciata
Lineage: Eukaryota; Metazoa; Mollusca; Gastropoda; Stylommatophora; Geomitridae
Source: the annotation of a GenBank genome assembly